GGAGAGCAUGACAGUGUACAGUGUGUGUGUGUGUGUGUGUGUGUAAGCAGCAGCACACAUGCUGGUCGGCAUAGACACACAGCAACCAAAUGGAAAAGAAAAAUUCUGAAGAUUCUACUCUCUUCAAAUUCAUAAUCAGGUCUUCUGUGUGGUUUUGCUGCUCCUGAUGGAAUCAUGGUAACAGCUCACAGCACAGUCACAUCUUUCCUGCUGUUAGCCUGUUGUUCUGUCCUCUGCACCUCUAUAGGGCCUCCUGUGCUGUCUUCCUAUGCCAAGACAGAGGACAAACUUUUUAAACAUCUCUUCAGAAACUAUCAGAAAUGGGUGAGACCAGUGGAGGAUCUAAAUGGAACAGUGCAGGUGAAAUUUGGACUGGCUAUUUCCCAGCUGGUGGAUGUGGAUGAGAAGAACCAGCUGAUGACCACCAAUGUGUGGAUGAAACAGGAGUGGAGAGACAUGAAGCUCCGGUGGAAUCCGGAUAAUUAUUUGGGUAUCACUUCUAUCAGGGUGCCCUCAGACUCCAUCUGGACUCCUGAAAUUGUGCUGUAUGACAAUGCAGAUGGUAAUUUUGAGGCCACAGUGACAAAAGCAGUGGUGAGGUAUGAUGGCAUGAUCUCCUGGACUCCUCCUGCAAACUACAAAUCAGCCUGUACCAUCGACGUAACUUUCUUCCCGUUUGAUCUUCAAAACUGCUCCAUGAAGUUUGGCUCCUGGACCUAUGAUGGUUCCCACGUGGACAUUCUCCUUGAGGAUGUGCAUGUAGAUAAACGUGACUAUUUUGACAAUGGGGAGUGGGAGAUGGUGAAGGCCACUGGCAGUAGAGGCUUGAGAACCGAUGGUACAUCUUUCUACCCCUCCAUCACCUACUCCUUUAUCAUCCGCCGUCUUCCUCUCUUCUACACCCUCUUCCUCAUCAUCCCCUGCAUCGGCCUUUCUUUCCUGACUGUGCUGGUGUUUUAUCUUCCUUCUAAUGGAGGGGAAAAGAUCUCCCUAUGCACAUCUGUCCUCGUCUCUCUUACUGUCUUCCUUCUGGUGAUAGAAGAGAUCAUUCCUUCUUCCUCAAAGGUGAUUCCUCUCAUCGGAGAGUAUUUGGUCUUCACCAUGAUCUUUGUGACACUUUCAAUUGUCAUCACUGUCUUUGCCAUCAACAUCCAUCAUCGAUCCUCGUCUACACAUCACAGCAUGGCGCCGUGGGUACGGCGCAUCUUUCUGCACUACCUGCCUAAACUUCUCUGCAUGCGUAGCCAUGUGGAUCGCUAUGUCACCACUGGGGGUAGCCAGAGUGCAGAGAGGACUGGCAGAGCAGGGCUGGGAAACGGAAAGAGUUUGGGCCAGGAAAACAGCCAUCUGCUCAAUGCAGAACAUAGUCUACAGGCAGCCAUGGAAUCUAUACAUUACAUCACCCGUCAUGUUAUGAAGGAAAAUGAAGUCAGAGAGGUGGUGCAGGACUGGAAGUUUGUGGCCCAGGUUCUGGACCGUGUUUUUCUGUGGGCAUUCCUCUUGGUAUCAGUUCUUGGUUCUGCUCUACUUUUCAUUCCUGUCAUCUAUAAAUGGGCCAACAUCAUUGUCCCCAUCUACACUGGAAGUACCAGCUAAAACACACAAAUGUAGACUAUAUAGUAUUUCAGGACUUUUAAUUGUGAAGAGAACAAUUGAAUAUACAUGUGAAUUAAUGAUAAACAAGCAUUUGUGACUUUGAUAAAGCUUUUCAUUACAAUUACAUCUGUAGUCUCCAAAACAUCUAUGCAGCUUGUGGCUAUAAUGUGCUGUCAUUUCUGCUGUGAUAUGCUGCAUGUCAUAUUCAUUGUCAUAUGUUGAAGUCAUUAUAAUAAAAUUUACAAUAAAAUAAUUGUGUUUUAAAAAGGGGUUUAAAAUACACAACAAUGUUGAGUUCUGCACACAGCUCAAGAAUUAAAAUGACUUUUUUUUAAUUGUAUUUAUUCUGGGGAACACCUGAAGCAUAGUCUUUAUAGAUGUGUAAAGACUGUGUGUAAAGACAGUGCUGUAAGCAUUUUAGUUUGUAAUACCAAGCAUAAAAUGUCCCUAAUAACUGACAUAAACCAAUCUCUGUGACAGCACUAGGCUCUGUAUUCAGAAAAAAAAAAUGCAUCUUUGCCUUUCUAUAAGCUUU
This is a messenger RNA of Xyrauchen texanus (razorback sucker), 2131 nucleotides long. RefSeq names its product neuronal acetylcholine receptor subunit alpha-5-like. Lineage: Eukaryota; Metazoa; Chordata; Actinopteri; Cypriniformes; Catostomidae. The transcript is spliced from 9 exons. The record is from RefSeq and is a predicted model, not a curated record. Bases 175 to 1596 code for a protein of 473 amino acids. Gene Ontology annotation, cellular component: postsynaptic membrane; neuron projection; synapse. Gene Ontology annotation, biological process: signal transduction; nervous system process; regulation of membrane potential. Gene Ontology annotation, molecular function: transmembrane signaling receptor activity; acetylcholine-gated monoatomic cation-selective channel activity.